AAGGUAAAGUUAACUGUUUAGGCUUCAUAUAUAUGCGUCUACCUUUUCCCAUUUCCCAUCGUUGUUGAGGCAAAAACACACAAUCCAGAGACAGACAAGCUUCAACCAAGAACCAACCAUACCCAUCGAAUCGACACCUUCCACGUCACCAUCUUCAUAUCAUUGUUUGGAGAGAUAUGGGGAAUUCGUUUGGGUGCUCUGCCUCCGGCGAGAGGCUGGUGUCGGCGGCGAGGGACGGCGACUUGGUGGAGGCGAAGAUGCUUUUGAACUGCAACCCAUGUCUUGCCAAGUACUCCACUUUUGGUGGCCUCAAUUCCCCUCUCCAUUUUGCAGCUGCCAAGGGCCAUAACGAGAUUGUGGCAUUGUUGCUUGAGAAUGGAGCUGAUGUUAAUUCAAGAAAUUAUUGUGGGCAGACGGCCUUGAUGCAAGCUUGUAGAUAUGGGCAUUGGAAAGUUGUACAGACACUUCUACUCUUCAGAUGCAAUGUUAUGAGAGCAGAUUAUCUCAGUGGGAGGACAGCUCUUCACUUUGCAGCUGUGAAUGGGCAUGUAAGAUGUAUUAGACUUGUCGUAGCUGACUUUGUUCCAAGUGCUCCUUUUGAAGCUAUACAUGCUCCCACAGAUGCUGGCAGGAGUGGUGGAUCAAAUGUGAAAGGCAAACAUGAACAAAGUGCCCUUUCCAAGUUUGUAAAUAAGACAGCUGAUGGUGGUAUCACUGCCCUUCAUAUGGCUGCAUUAAAUGGGUACUUUGAUUGUAUACAACUGCUACUUGAUCUUCAUGCAAAUGUGUCUGCUGUGACGUUUCAUUAUGGAACGUCAAUGGAUUUAAUAGGGGCUGGAAGCACUCCGUUGCAUUAUGCUGCUUGUGGGGGCAAUUUAAAAUGCUGUCAGAUCCUCCUUGCAAGAGGUGCGAGUCGGAUGGCUUUGAAUUGCAAUGGGUGGCUUCCUCUUGAUAUUGCUAGGAUGUGGGGGCGUCAUUGGCUUGAACCAUUGCUGACACCCAGUUCUGAUGCCAUAAUACCUAGAUUCCCUCAUUCAAGUUACUUGUCCUUGCCUCUCAUGAGUGUGCUCAACAUAGCCAGAGAGUAUGGAUUGCAAUCAUCUACAACCUCCUCUGACGAGAUUGACUUUUGUGCUGUAUGCCUGGAGAGGCCAUGUUCAGUGGCUGCAGAAGGAUGUGGGCAUGAGCUUUGUGUUAGAUGUGCACUCUAUCUUUGCUCAACAAACAACGUUUCUUCUGAAAUGAUUGGCCCUCCUGGUUCUAUCCCUUGCCCCCUUUGUAGACACGGAAUUGUCUCUUUUGUUAAGUUACCAGGUUACCAAGCAAAAGAAAAUAAAUUACACGUGUCUCUUGGCCUGUGUACUCCAUGCAUGCUACAUCCACGUGAGCUAGAUCAGUCAUCUCUUUCUCAUACACCAGAGAUUCGAAGAAACCAUGUAGCUUCUGUUCCUUCAGAGAUGCUCUGCCCUGUCACUUGUAGUCCAUUUCCUUCUAUGGCAAUUCCUCUAUGUACCUGCAAUGAUGGUCCAUGUCCUUCAUUUGAACCCCGAGAAGUAGAAAGACAAGAUGAAUCACCUCAUCACUCACAGGCAUCAACAAUGGAUCACGAUAAAGUUGAAGGGCCAAGACUAGAUAAAACAACCUGCUCAAGCAUGUUUUGGGGUAGAAGAAGUUGCAGCAGGGAGAACCAAUGCAAUUCAGAAAUAAAUGCUUGACUCUUCUGGUGCUUCUAAGACCCUUUUUAUGUUGUGGAUGCUGGAUACAUUUUAGAUCAACAGAGCAGACCACAGUUGUCAUAAAAACCAGCCUCAAAUAUUGGAACUCAAUGGAUAUAUCAAUAAGAGAAAAAGCUGCUCCGUAUAUCUGUUUUGCUGCACAGGCUGUAUACUAGUUGAUAAAUAUACUCAGGCGUUUCAGCAACACAACCACCACCUGGAUGCCCUCCUGUGAUAUUUAUAGAGCGUGUGUGAAAUUAGUUUCGGUUCCAUGAGAUUGUUAUUGUGAUUUAUAGUUAUUGGAUUUCAUUUUAUCAAAGAAAAGAAUACCUUAUGCUUUUUAUAGCAUACGCAUCAGAUUAGGAGCAUCUGUAUAUUAUACUUGUCAUUAUCUCUCAUCUACGUUAACAUUGUGCUGCAGAAAUACUGUUUUACAAAAUCGUGCUUGUUUAGCCUUGCAUGUAAAGUGUUUGUUCUUGACAGAUUUGUUUCUGUAAAGGGCAUAU
Gastrolobium bilobum is the source of this 2221-nucleotide messenger RNA. RefSeq names its product E3 ubiquitin-protein ligase XBAT33-like. The record is from RefSeq and is a predicted model, not a curated record. Gene Ontology annotation, biological process: protein targeting to chloroplast. Bases 177 to 1715 code for a protein of 512 amino acids. Gene Ontology annotation, molecular function: protein binding; chloroplast targeting sequence receptor activity. Gene Ontology annotation, cellular component: chloroplast outer membrane. NCBI's taxonomy places the organism in Eukaryota, Viridiplantae, Streptophyta, Magnoliopsida, Fabales, Fabaceae. The transcript is spliced from 10 exons.